AUGGAUCUAGAGCCGAAGGAGCUCCAAUUCCCGGGUUCCGUGGGGAUCUACCAUGAGGCGUCCAAGAUCGUGCUCUCAUGGCGACGUUUCUUCUCCCAUAUCGCCCUCGUCCUCCCCCUCUCCAUCCUCUACCUCGCUCACAUCUACGUCUCCCACCUCCUCUUCUCCAAGAUCGACCGCAACAAGGACGCCCUCGACGAUGCCUUCCCGGGCUCCCCCUCCGAAUCCACCAUCCUCUCCCGCCUCUUGUCCAAAUGGUCCGCCUUCCUCCUCUUCAAGGCCGCCUACCUCCUUGCCCUCAUCCUCUGCCUCCACUCCACCUCCAUCGUCGUCUACUCCAUUGCCUCCAUUUACACCGCCAAAGAGCUCUCCUUCUCCAAGGUCCUCUCCAUCAUCCCUAAGGUCUGGCGCUGCCUCAUGGUCACCUUCAUCUGGGCCUUCCUCCUCGCCUACAACAUCGCCUCCCUCUUCGUCAUCAUCCUCGCCAUCCUCCUCCUUGGCCCCAUUGCUGCCGACGUCGUGCCUUUGUCGACGAUGCUCGCUGCUCCCUCGACGGACCUAAACCGGACCCGAACCAAAUCUAAACCGGGCCCGAAUUUUUUGGGUCGAUCCGGGUUAUACAUGGACCUGACCCGACCCGAAUGA
Phoenix dactylifera (date palm) is the source of this 645-nucleotide messenger RNA. RefSeq lists its product as uncharacterized. The record is from RefSeq and is a predicted model, not a curated record. NCBI's taxonomy places the organism in Eukaryota, Viridiplantae, Streptophyta, Magnoliopsida, Arecales, Arecaceae.